GGGUGUCACAGCUGUGUGCACUGCUGCAGAGGCACAGCCGACCGAGGGGCAGGGUUUUCCACGCCAGACGUAUCACACCGCACCGCCUCGCGGUUAAAACACAUUCUCGGUCGAGUCCUGCAGGGCUGUGACGCGGUCGGUUUUCGGAAGGAAUUGCGGUGUCCUUCCGCGCGUGGAGAGACUUCGAUGGUGCCGCGCGGUAUCGAGGAAACCUGUGAGUGACGGGGAGCAGACUGCGGACCGCUUCGCCUCCGCGCUCGACACCAUGGCUGCCUCUCUACCCGUGCUCUUCUUCUUCCUUCACGUCUUCACUCUCUCGGCAUGGGAAUCGGCCUCCGAGCAAGUCCUCCCACAGACACACCCCCAGGUCACUGGUUGCGUCUCCGCCAACAUGGAGACUUUCCGCUGCAGAUGGAAUGUCGGCACUUCCCGUAAACUCUCCGAGCCGGGAGCUCUGCGCUUAUUCUACAUCAACAAAAAACCUCCCCCUGCUUCUCCUAAAGAGUGGAGUGAGUGUCCUCACUACAGCACCGACAGGCCCAACGAGUGCUUUUUCAAUGAGAACCACACAUCCAUCUGGACGUAUUACAGUGUGCAGCUGCGCUCCAGGGAUCAAGCCAUCCUCUAUGAUGAGAACCUUUUCAACGUUCAUGACAUCGUGCAACCGGAUCCUCCAGUCGACUUGAACUGGGAGCUGUUGAAUAUGAGCCUCACCGGCACUUUCUAUGACAUCAAGGUGAGCUGGAAACCGCCUCAGUCUGCAGACGUGGAGAUGGGAUGGAUGACGCUGCAUUACGAGGUCCAGCACCGCAACGUCAACUCUGAGCUGUGGGAACAGAGCGACCUUGUGAAAAGCACACGUCGGUCUAUUUUCGGGCUCCAGACUGACGUCAACCACGAGGUUCGGGUCCGGUGCAAAAUGUUCGGUGGGAAGGAGUUUGGCGAGUUCAGUGACUCUGUGUUUGUGCACGUUCCCUUUAAAGUGUCGAGAUUCCCAGUGGUGGCCUUGCUCAUCUUUGGUGCCUUGUGUUUGGUGACCAUCCUGAUGCUGGUGAUCAUAUCGCAGCAGGAGAAGUUUAUGGUUAUUCUGUUGCCUCCUGUUCCUGGACCUAAAAUAAGAGGGAUUGACCCUGAACUACUCAAGAACGGGAAGCUGAGGGAGUUGACGUCAAUCCUGGGUGGCCCCCUUGACCUGAGGCCGGAGCUGUACAACGACCCCUGGGUGGAGUUCAUCGAUCUGGACAUUGAAGAGCAGAGUGACCGACUGACAGACCUGGACACGGACUGCCUCAUGGAGCGCUCCCUGUCCUCCAACUGCUCUCCUCUCUCCAUCGGCUUCAGAGACGACGACUCGGGCCGCGCCAGCUGCUGCGACCCAGAUCUACCUAGCGACCCGGAAGCGUGCCCUUUCGCUUCUCUCCUUCCGAAUCAAACCCACAGUAAGGAGGCGUCGUGCCCGACCGCCUGUGAGCCUUGUUUUGCAGCACCGGGCAGAGAGGCGCUGUACACCCAGGUGAGCGAAGUGAAGUCCUCUGGCAAGGUGUUGCUGGCACGUGAGGAAGAGACUGAGAUGGGGAAAGACAUCACGGUUGGGAAAGAGAAAGAGAAGAAGGGCCUUCAGCUCCUGGUGGCGUAUCCAGAUCACAGAGGUUACACCUCAGAGCUCAACGCGGGGAAAAUGAGCCCCAUAUUGUCCCCAGGAGACGUGAGUGAAACAUGUUCUUCACCGUCCUUGUCGUGUUACCAGAAAUCCGAUACCACCCCCAUGUCCCCUCUUUCCCCCGCUCCUGUCUACACCGUUGUCGAGGUUGUUGGCAGGCAGAACAGCCUCCGACUGACACCCAACUCGAUACCUUCCCCCCAACUGACAAUCACAAAAAUCAUGCCAACACCAGACGGCUACCUGGCCCCUGAACUCAUUGGAAGCGUCACCCCAUAGACCAGCGGUGAACUGUGCAGUCCAGACAUAUUACAUUUCAAAGGCACAGAGAAGCUCGGGAACUGGCUUUGAGAUUGAGUGUUGAAUGUCAGUUCUCCUAAAAUAGUUGUGGCUGUCAUGUCACCACCUCUGACCUGCUGCUGCUCCUGCUCCCACUGACAGGGCUCUGAGAGGCUUAGUUAGCACAUGUGGAAAGGGGAAGGUGAAACACUGCCCUUUUGGAUUUAUGUUUUUGUCGAGUUGAUGAAUGCAAGUUCAACACUCGCUCUCCUUUAACUCCUCUGGUUUGGUCUCCAUCAAGCCCUCAGAAGAACAACGGGCUCUGGCAGCUAAAUGCCGCCAUGUUUUCACCAGCUCGUUGCUCGUUUUUGGUGCUUCUGCAUUCUGAGCACGAGACUGAACAAUCUUUCUACAGCAGCAGAGUUGCUGUGGUUUUGUCCCACCUUUUGACAUUAUAGGUAGUCAUUUAACUCAUACUGGGUAUAUUUUUUAAGUAAUUGUACAGUGACAUGGUUAUUUCCUAUCAUUUUGAACAUAUCGAAGGCUUUCUUUCGAAUAACAUCAGGUCAUGACUAAUUGAUAUACUCUGUGAAAGAUAAUGUGCCCUCUUUUUAUGAAUCCAACAUUUGUUAUGGUUUUCACAAUGUUUUAAUUUCUUAAGAUCAAUAUUGCCAAAAUGAAAGUGUUACUUAACUGAUUAGAAACCAUGCUUUUAUUUUUUUACUUAUAUACUUACUUAUUGGGGUUCAUAUACUUGUUGUUGCUGUGAAAUAAAGCAUGACCUGUACUUGUUUAAAAGGUCAAGCAUAACAAAAUUAGAUUCAUAAUACUUUGAUGCUAUUACAAACCAUGAUUUUCAUUUGUUUUUAGAGUUGACAACCAAAAUAUUUUGGAUUGCUAUUUUCUGGUUGACAGGAAUUAUUACAAAGUCGGGGGUACAUCAGUGUUGAAUUUGUACAGCUAUUGCAUUUUAACUGUUCAAGUAUUACAAAUAAACAUUCAUACUUUU
This is a messenger RNA of Cyclopterus lumpus (lumpfish), 2948 nucleotides long. RefSeq names its product growth hormone receptor b (gene ghrb). The transcript is spliced from 9 exons. Gene Ontology annotation, biological process: cytokine-mediated signaling pathway. Gene Ontology annotation, molecular function: protein binding; cytokine receptor activity. The coding region runs from base 266 to 1939 and encodes 557 amino acids. The record is from RefSeq and is a predicted model, not a curated record. Lineage: Eukaryota; Metazoa; Chordata; Actinopteri; Perciformes; Cyclopteridae. Gene Ontology annotation, cellular component: external side of plasma membrane.